GCCCCCUCCCACCCAGCCGGCCUCGCCCCCAGCUCCUCCCGAAGGCCGACCUGCCGCCGGCCGUGACGGCGCCGCCGAGCCCCUCUGCCGCCCGCCCCCGGGCCCUCCUCCCGGCACUGAUUCGGCGCCGGAGCCUCGGGUGCCUGAGCCCCCCCUCCCUGGCCCUACCCCCGCAGCCGCGGCUGCCGAGCUGUCAGCGCGCAGGCAGCGACGCGGCCCCGCGCCGCCGCCCGCCCGCCGGUCCCCGACCGCCGCCGCGGAGCCGCCGCCGCGGGGCGGCAGCAGGUUAGAGAACAAAGGGAGGAAUUCCUGCUGCAUCUAAUCAAAGGUCUGAGGUUUCCAGCAGAGGUAACACAGCCAGGAUGAGAAGAUCACAGAGCAAGCAAUACAAUGAUGACACUGAAGGUUCAGGUCCUAUUUGGCUUCCUUUGCUGCACGAUUUUUCUGCCUACAGAUGGCUUCCCAGCAGACACCAGUACUGAAUUUCGCUCUGCUUUCUCUGUGGCCAGAACCAGCAGCAUGGAAGGGAGCUCUGAGAUGGUCAUUACCUUUGACAAAAUGUAUGUGAACAUUGGCAAUGACUUUGAUCCCAAGACUGGAUUGUUCCGCUGUCGGAUUCCUGGAGCCUACUACUUCUCCUUCACUGUUGGGAAAUACCCAAAGAAAAACUUGUCUGUCAUGCUGAUGAGAAACAAGAAUGACGUGCAAGUGAUUGUGUAUGAUGAACACCACCGCAAGGAACGGAAGGUAGCCAGCCAGAGUGCCGUGCUGCAGCUUGACUACGGUGACACGGUUUGGUUGCGUUUACACGGAGACCCCAAGUAUGCUCUUUACAGCAACAUGGGCCCCUAUACAACUUUCAAUGGCUACCUAAUCUAUCCAGACACUUCUGCCUUCUUCCAGAAUGCUCUUAGUUCUCAAGAGCUGGGGCCACACCAUCAUACAACCCAGCAACUUCCUGGAGAGCAGAAUGAAGCUUCGCAGCGACACGUGUUAUCCGAUCAACCAAAGCGAGAACAGGACCCUCGCUCUGCAUUUUCUGUUGCCCGUUCAAGAAGCCUCCUGGGGACAGAUGACAAGCAAACACAACAUGAGCCAAUCACAUUUGACACAGAGUUUGUGAACAUUGGAAAAGAUUUCAAUUCCUCCACUGGCAUCUUCUCCUGCCGUAUACCUGGAGCAUACUAUUUCUCUUUCACUAUUGGCAAAAUGCCCUUUAAGACUAUGUCAGUGAAACUUAUGAAGAACCACAAUGAAGUGCAGGCCAUGAUCUAUGAUGACAACCACUCCAAGAGGCGGGAGAUGCAGAGCCAGAGUAUCAUGCUGCCUCUGCAAUACGGGGACACUGUUUGGCUCUACAGCCACCAGCACGAUGGCUACGGUGCCUACAGCAACCACGGCAAGUACAUCACCUUUACAGGCUUCCUGAUCUAUGCAGAGGCUCAGCCAAAGUGGCUUCCAGGUGCCAGCUCACCCCAAGGGUCAAAUAAUUAAAAGCAGAUGUGAAAGGAGCAUAAGAAAAGCCAAGGUGCCAUGAACUUGGGUAUAGCUCCUCUUUGGAUAUCAUCCUCUACUUUGAGCAUGCUGUCAUAUGUCCAGUGCUUUCCUUACGCUGCAUGCUUGUGCCCGGUCCUCAGGGCCACUGCUCUGUCUGCCACUCAUUCAUAGAAAGGUCUUUACAGGUUGUAUGUGUGUCCUGUGUUGGUGUUUGGUUUAAGCAUAAAGCAUGAGGUAGCUUUGGGGCAGGGGUGGGGCAGUGUAGCGAGAUGCUGACGAUCAGAGAACCAUCGCGGUAAUGUUACUGCAGAUCCCCAUCAUCCAGAAAGCAAAGGAUGAGGCGACUUUCCUUGCAUAUUUGGGGAGAGAAUAAAUGUAAUGAAAAUGAAUGUAAUAAAAAUACAAAAGAUGUAAAAUCUUCUCUGAUUG
This is a messenger RNA of Phalacrocorax carbo (great cormorant), 1926 nucleotides long. NCBI's taxonomy places the organism in Eukaryota, Metazoa, Chordata, Aves, Suliformes, Phalacrocoracidae. The record is from RefSeq and is a predicted model, not a curated record.